Physcomitrium patens is the source of this 1524-nucleotide messenger RNA. RefSeq names its product 1-acyl-sn-glycerol-3-phosphate acyltransferase CHLREDRAFT_174358. Lineage: Eukaryota; Viridiplantae; Streptophyta; Bryopsida; Funariales; Funariaceae. Gene Ontology annotation, cellular component: membrane. The record is from RefSeq and is a predicted model, not a curated record. Gene Ontology annotation, biological process: phosphatidic acid biosynthetic process. Gene Ontology annotation, molecular function: 1-acylglycerol-3-phosphate O-acyltransferase activity.
GAACACAAGUUGUUACUGAGAAGCCUGACAGAGUGAAUGUAUAUCGUCUUUGGAAGUUGUGGUUCAUGUUUGAGUACACCUAGCAGAUAUGGCGGUCAUGUGAAAAUUCAACGAGGAAGCACACGGUUGGGCUGAGCACUCCUGGUGGUGGUAAAAUGUGUUGAACAGAAGUUGUUAGGUUGCACUAGGAGUUUGGAGAAAUGAUGGUCGCCUGCAGGACCGGGAGGGUAGGUCCCGGAAUAACACGUCCUUCGAUAGUUUCGAGAAGCGAGAGCUUUAGACAACCUUUGGUUGCGGCAUAUGGGCUGGCUGGGGCUUCGCGGUUGGAUUCUACCUCAAAGUCGUCCCGGCCGUUGUCUGGCUUAGGGACAAGAUCCGUCACCCAAGUUAGCUUGAGCAGCAGCCAUUCUUCCCUGCAGGGUUCUCUCGCGCUGCAAGCUCAUCAUAAGGUCCUAUAUCACCUUGGGCAUGUCUGCGAAGAACGCAACCGGAAUGCAGGUAUUAGGUGCCACGCGGCAGCAGCGUCCUCGGCGCAGGGAGGAGCUGCCUUCGAGCCAGACGCAGCCGCGCCUCCUGCUUCAGAUGUCAAUCUGGCUCAGAAGGUGAGAGCAAUCUUAUUCUAUCUGACAACAUUUGCGGUGGCUAUACCGUUGUUCGUAGUCAUGCUGAUAUUACAGCCCUUCGUACUCUUACUCGACAAGCAACGUAGAAGAGCUCAGCACCUUGUGAACAAGGUGUGGGCAAUUUUGACAACGUCUUUGUUUUAUAAAACUGAGAUUGAAGGUUGGGAAAAUCUUCCAGCAUCUGAUGAGGGUGCAGUGUAUGUUGCCAAUCAUCAAAGCUUUUUGGACAUCUAUACACUCUUUCAAUUAGGACGACCAUUUAAGUUUAUUAGCAAGACCAGCAAUUUUCUCAUUCCGAUUAUUGGUUGGUCCAUGUACAUGACGGGCCACAUUCCCCUAAAGCGUAUGGACAAGAGGAGUCAAUUGGAAUGCCUGAAGACCUGCAUGAAGCUGGUUAAAGAAGGUGUGUCUGUUCUGUUUUUCCCUGAGGGCACAAGGACAACGGAUGGAGCAAUGGCUGCCUUCAAGAAAGGAGCUUUCUCUGUGGCGGCCAAGGGAGGUGUGCCAGUUGUACCUAUAACGUUAAUUGGCUCAGGCAAGUUGAUGCCAAAUGGUUUAGAAUAUACAUUACGGCCUGGCGUUGUGAAAAUGAUUGUCCACCCAGCUAUCCGCAGUAAAAAUGCCGAUGAGCUUUGUGAUCAGUCUAGGAAGGUUAUUGCAGAGACCUUGAUCAAACACGGUCUUCCUGUUCAUUAGUUGCUGUGAUUGAUGAUCGCCUAUCAGGAUGAUGCGAUCAAGUGAUCAAGCCCUGUUUGUCGUUCUUAGUGAUUAAGGAGUCAUUUCUGUCCAUCGUUUAUGCCCCGCAAGAGAUUUAAGGAGAUCACAAAGUCGGUUGUAGCAAGAGAGUUGGACACUGUGAUAAGCCCAAUUAACUUAUGUUGAAGUGUCAUUUAUUCUUUGA